CGCAUAAUCUUCUCUCUGUCUGACCUUGGGAAUCUGUUUUGGAAUUCUUUUCCCCCUGUUUUUCUUUCUCUGCUUUCGAACAGAGCUACUUGAGCUCUCAAGACAAUCAAAAUCCAUGAGAGAAGACAAGACCUUAGGAGAGAAACCAUCUGUAAGAAUUCCUCCACCAAGGGGUCAAGUUAAAGUUAGGAUGUACAAAGUGGUGGUGAAGAAAAUAAAGUCUGCAGUGUCAAUGGCAGGAAGGGGAAAAAAGGAAGAUGGUGCGGGAAGCUCCUCAACGACCCCCAAUCCAAGUGGUUGCACCUCAGAAAAGAAUUCAGAUUCCUGAGCCCUAUGAUCAAUUCAAUGAAAAUCUUCUUUUCUCAACUUCUUAAUUCCCUCACUGUGGCCUUUUUUUUUUUUUUUCUGUGCCUUUUCCUUUUCCUGGUGAUCAAGAAGGGAAGAACAUGUCAUAGUCUGUGUUCUUGUUUCUCGGACAAUUAUCUUUGAAGUUGGGCAAAUUGACGGUGUGGGACUGGGGACUGGGAGUAACAACCAAUUUCUUCUGUCUAGACAUCAUAAGAGGAGAUUGAAUGUUGGUUCUGUAAACUAUGCAUUGUGCUGUUACCAUGUAGUAGAACUUCAA
Molecule: messenger RNA, 625 nt
Organism: Rubroshorea leprosula
Lineage: Eukaryota; Viridiplantae; Streptophyta; Magnoliopsida; Malvales; Dipterocarpaceae
Source: the annotation of a GenBank genome assembly